Molecule: messenger RNA, 312 nt
Organism: Protopolystoma xenopodis
Lineage: Eukaryota; Metazoa; Platyhelminthes; Monogenea; Polystomatidea; Polystomatidae
Source: the annotation of a GenBank genome assembly
AUGCGGUCUGGCAGUGGCUCCGGCUUUCGGUCUCAGUCUGUCUCGGGCACCCGUACUGGCCCGACUGGUACGCCAGCAAAUGCGUUGCUCCCGGCCGGAACUGUGACCUUUGUCGAUGCUACGAGGGGACGUCUGGGGAUCGAACAUCUCGCGGAAUUGUCUCUCUUUGUACAUGAGCAUCUCGGCGGUCCUAAGCAGACGACGCCUAAAGUUGCAAUAAAGUCAAGCCACGCAUCAAGGAUGGCUGGCCAACAUGGAACUCAAAUUCGAAUGCUACCAAAAGAGUUGAGGUCCUUCAGGAGAGAACGCUAA